AUGAACCCCAUUGAGCACAUGUGGGAUAAGCUAAAAAGACGUGUUAGGGCUCGUCAGCCAGUUGCCCAGACGAUGCAGGAAUUGAAAACUGCCAUAGAAGAGGAAUGGGAGAUGAUCCCUCAAAAUUUCAUAGAGCGGUUGAUAAACUCUAUGCCUAAUCGUAUGAGAGCUGUCGUAGAUGCCCAUGGAGGCAACACGCGUCAUUAA
Pieris macdunnoughi is the source of this 207-nucleotide messenger RNA. NCBI's taxonomy places the organism in Eukaryota, Metazoa, Arthropoda, Insecta, Lepidoptera, Pieridae. The record is from the annotation of a GenBank genome assembly.